AUGCUUAAAGAGAAGCAGGAUCAGGCAUUAAGAAAGGACGCUGAAUCCGGAUACAGCGCGUCAUCUCUUAUCACUGCCCCGCCUGAUGGAAUUCCCUCAUUAUUUGACCCUUCUAUUUCGCUGCCCCCGGCCCCAGACGGUGGCUAUGGCUGGGUGAUUGUUAUUAGUUCUUUCUUUGUAAUGCUUAUUAGCGAAGGAUUUUCCCUAUCAUUUGGUGUACUCUUUACAGAGUUGUCAGAUGUUUUCAAGCAGAGUAAAAGUGUAACAUCUAUAAUUGCAUCCCUAUUCUAUGGAAUCCCCAUGAUUUGUGGACCUAUAGCCAGUGCCAUUGUAACUAAAUUAGGAUGCAGAAAAGCGCAGAUUCUUGGAGGAUUGAUCACAAGUGUUGGAGUCUUGGCUAGUGCCUUUGUGGAUUCCAUUGGCCUUAUCUGUUUUACCCUUGGUUUUGUCGCAGGAUUCGGGCUCUCUAUUGGGUAUAUUACGUCUGCAGUCCUUGUGGCGUACUAUUUUGAAAAGAAGCGAUCUCUGGCGUCCGGGUUGUCUGUUUGUGGAUCUGGUAUCGGUACCUUUGUGUUUGCUCCACUUUUGGAAUUCCUCAUUGAAGAGUAUGGAUGGAGAGGUACCUUUGUUAUUCUCAGUGCCAUCACAUUGAAUUUAGUCGUUUGUGGAGCACUGAUGAGACCUUUGGAAUUUACUCCUUUGGAAGAAUGGAAAAGAAAUUUAGAAAAAUUUGAAAAUAUGGCGAAAACAAUAUCGGAAUCUAAACUGCACAAUCGAAAUUGCCUCGCUAACAGUUCGGAUAUGCUGAACUUAGAUUAUCACAAUGAUAACAAAUGCUUAGCUGAGAAAAGACAGCGUUGUCAUUCAAUGGUUCAAUUGCCUACUUUUACAAAUAAAUCCAAGAAUAUUCCACUUGACAUGUUAUGUGUUGUACGAAGAAAUGGUAAGAAUUCGCAGCACAUCUUGAAGAAAUAUUUUCAAAGCAUGGAUACAAUCAACGUUCACACCACAGGAAAUACCUGUGCACCUAAUAAAGACAGACUUCCGGGCCAGGAAAUGAUAAAUGUAGUUGCAAACGAUGAUCAAAAUGCCUGUCACGAGAAAGACAGACUUGUAAAAGAUGACAUAGUAAGAAAGAGAAGCAAGAAAAAAUCUCUUGUACGGAGGAAGACCCUAAAUCGACGAACAAUUAUACAGUAUUAUCCUCUGUUCAGAAAAGACUUAUUUUACAGAAGAAGUCUUAAAAGAUUUACAGUCACUCCAAAGAACCGACCAAAGAGCUGUCCAGCAAUACACCCAGAGGUGUUAGAUGAAAGCGAUGAUGAAGACGAUGACAAUGAUUCUUCUAUACCAAGACUCCUGAGAUUAUCCAAACACAUCAAGAAAAUGUUCAAGUUGAUGUUUGAUUUCAAAAUCAUGAAAAACCCAUUCUUUCUUAUGUUUCUGAUUUCCAACUUCAUAUCGUACUUCUGGUACGAUGUACCAUAUGUAUUUCUGAAUGAUAUUGCUAUAGAAGGGGGGAUAGAAGAUCCGGCCUUCAUUAUUUCAAUCCUUGGAAUUGUGAAUACCUUUGGACAGAUUGUAUAUGGAUUUAUAGGUGACAGAAACAUAGACCUGACCUUGCUCUAUGGAGUGUCGAUCAUGCUCUCAGGAUUGUGUGUAAUGAUUGUUCCGUGGUUCCUGUCUUUUGUACCACUUUGCAUUAUUGCGAGCCUGUUUGGGUUCUUUGUUAGCGCCAGCUAUGCACUGGAUACCGUGAUUCUGGUGGAAAUUGUUGGGAUUGAUAAGCUGACCAAUUCCUAUGGAAUAACCAUGAUGAUGCAGGGAUUAGCCAAUAUCAUAGGACCUCCUGUAGCUGGUUUACUUUAUGACCUGUCGGGUUCCUAUGACCACACCUUCCUGGUCGGGGGAAGCUUUUUCUCCUUUUCCGGUCUACUACUGAUCUUAUUACCAGUUGGAAAACGCUUAAAAUCAUUCAUUUACAGAAAAAGAUCUCUCAGCAAAAGAACUCCAAAACGGCGAGAAAUCUUGAGUAAAUCCACGAGUCCGAUCACAGUUGAGAAUCUGUUGAACUCGAAGAAACCAUUAAGUCCAACCAGGAGCCCAUUACCAAAGCGUAGGAGAAUGUCUGACAUGGGUAAAGAAGAGGAAGUUAUGAUGGCCACACCAGACAAAAACUCCCACAGCUUCUUAAAGCCAGUGCUUAGAAGAUCACCCAGACAUUUAAAGAAAACCCCGACUCAUGUUACCUCCCCUGUCAGAAAAUCUCCAAGGCUAUUGAAAAGGAGCAGAGAAUCCAUGUCUGCUGAUUCAAAGGUGAAAAAUGCCACACAGAGAGAAACUCCAACCAGGCAUAUUGUCUCCAAAGGAUUUUCAAUGAAGCAGAUUUACAUGGAUGGUAACUGCAGAUCUGUUGAGUCGUUCAGUGUGCAAAUGAAAGCCGGCAGUGGCUUAUCUAAUAGAAAUGGCAAUAUGAGUAAAGCAAGUGAACCAAAUAAAAAUUCUAUUAAAGACUCAAACAAAAGUAACACAGAUAAAAGUGGAAAAAUUUGUGUCAAUUCCCAAGUUUCAAGUGUAGAACAUGGUGGACAAUUUAAGGUUCCUAGUCCAAGUUUUCAGUUUUCACUAUGUCAAAAAUCUGCUUUAAAUGUUACCAAUUCUACUAUAAACUCAAGCAAUUCAAUUCUUAAGACCCCGGACACCAGUAUGUCAUCAACAAUGAAAGCAACACCACCCCUGUGUAAAUGUGGACGUCGGUCAAAGAGGAGAAUGGUGCAAUCCCCAGGACCAAACCUUGGUCGAUUUUUCUUUUCUUGUGCGGGGGUGAAGACAACAGACAGAAAUGGGUGUGGCUUCUUUCAGUGGGAGCCCUCCGUCCAGAGUUCAGGGUCCACAAGCAGACGACAGAGUUUUGUUUCCAGGUACAAUCUCUCUGGUCUCUCUAAACCAUUCACUCCUGUGUUUCAACAAGCUGAUAAAUUCAACAGUUCUGCUCAACAAAGAAGAAGUUUAGGAGUUAGACCCAGUGUAAUUAAGGGUUGUAUCAGGUGAUAUAGGUCUAUUCAUUUCGUUUUCUGUAAACAGAAUUUAAUCAAUGAAAACAAUUUUCUUUAUUUUAAUGAAUUGAAUUCAUAAGAAUAUUUUUUUUAUGUUCCUUUGUGUGAAUUUUAUGUAUAAAUGUGUAC
Molecule: messenger RNA, 3185 nt
Organism: Saccostrea echinata
Lineage: Eukaryota; Metazoa; Mollusca; Bivalvia; Ostreida; Ostreidae
Exons: 3
Coding region: 1-3051 (1016 amino acids)
Biological process (GO): transmembrane transport; monocarboxylic acid transport
Molecular function (GO): monocarboxylic acid transmembrane transporter activity; zinc ion binding
Source: RefSeq, a predicted model, not a curated record